AUGAAGGCCCAAGAUUCAAUGUCGACAAAAAAGGCCAAGAAAUCAAAACGACCCAGAAGCAGAUUGUUGCGAAGAAAAAGGCCAAAGAAGACGCAUCCAUCCUCAUAG
Molecule: messenger RNA, 108 nt
Organism: Tuber melanosporum (Perigord truffle)
Lineage: Eukaryota; Fungi; Ascomycota; Pezizomycetes; Pezizales; Tuberaceae
Exons: 3
Coding region: 1-108 (35 amino acids)
Source: RefSeq, a predicted model, not a curated record